Messenger RNA from Acipenser ruthenus (sterlet), 4425 nucleotides. Its product is annotated as zinc finger protein ZFP2-like. NCBI's taxonomy places the organism in Eukaryota, Metazoa, Chordata, Actinopteri, Acipenseriformes, Acipenseridae. Gene Ontology annotation, molecular function: DNA-binding transcription factor activity; RNA polymerase II cis-regulatory region sequence-specific DNA binding. Gene Ontology annotation, biological process: regulation of transcription by RNA polymerase II. The record is from RefSeq and is a predicted model, not a curated record. The transcript is spliced from 4 exons. Bases 215 to 1972 code for a protein of 585 amino acids.
CGUGGUGAGUCCGUUUAGCAGGUAUACACUAUUGGGAAACACGUCACCGCAUCGCUGGAUUCCCAUGAUACACCGCGUCGGCAGGGACUGAAGACAAAGAGGAAGUGUUUCAAACUUUCAGCGCGCUGCCUGCUGGACGCAAAAUAUUUCUGUUCCCAAUCUGGACCUGCGAGACACAAAGUAUCCCUUUACCGAGCUAUUCAGCAGAACCCCCAUGUCUGAUGCCAUGGAUUGUGUGAAGAUGGAAUCUGUCCCCAUUAAAGAGGAGCUCCCUAAACUUGAACUGGUCCCCAUUAGACUGGUUUUCUCUGGAUUGCCUUCCCUCCCCAUGAAACAGGAGAUGACAUGUGACAGCAUCAAGUCAGAGGUGUCUGGUAUUAAAGCUGAGAGCAAUGAACUUGAGAUCCCCCAGACAGCAGGACCAGUUCCCAUUAAAGAAGAGGUGCUGGAAAUGCAGCUACCAAGCAGAACAGUGUGUGAUGCCAUGGACAGUGUGAAGAUUGAAACUGACCUGAUUAAAGAGGCGCUCCCUGAACUUGAAGUGGUCCCCAUUAGACUUUUAUCUGCACUGGCUUCCCUCCCCAUUAAACAGGAGCUCUGUGAGAUCAAGCCAGAGGUGUCUGCUCGGAUUAAAGCUGAAUGCAAUGAAUUGGAGAUCUGCCAGACAGAACCAGUUUCCUUGCAAGAAGCAGUGCUGGAAAUAAUACAUAUUAAACAGGAGCCCCUCAAAGUGGAGUUUGAACGCUUGGAACCAGGGAGGGAAGAAUCGGAGGACUUGAAAGCAGCCCCCCCUGCGCUGGGUCCUGUACGCCUGCGGGCGUGUAGUGUGGUGCUGAAGAGAAUCUGCCUGAGAGUGCAGGGCGCUGGAGCGGAAGCCAGCUCUCCCAACAGCAUGCAAGGAUGUGGAAAGGAAGACGGGGGGAGCUCACAUUCAGAGUGCAGUCCAGCAGGUUCCAGGACAGCAGCUAAAGCAAGUGCGAGCAGUGACUGUGGGAACGGUGUCACCAAGUCAGGAGGUUUUAGAAUACUCCAGCGCACGCGCAGAGGAAAGAAACCGUAUCGCUGCUCUGACUGUGGGAAGAGUUUCAGUCAGUCAGGAAACUUUAAAACACACCAGCGAAUUCACACAGGAGAGAAACCGUAUUCCUGCUUUGACUGCGGGAAGAGUUUCAAUCAGUCAGGACACCUUAAAAAACACCAGCAAAUUCACACAGGAGAGAAACCAUAUCCCUGCUCUGACUGUGGGAAGAGGUUCAGUCGGUCUGGAAACCUUAAAUCACACCAGCGAAUUCACACAGGAGAGAAACCGUAUCACUGCUAUGACUGUGGAAAGAGGUUCAGUCAUUCAGCAGCCCUUGUAACACACCAUCGAAUUCACACAGGAGAGAAGCCGUAUUGCUGUUCUGACUGUGGAAAGAGGUUCAGUCAUUCAGCAGCCCUUGUAACACACCAUCGAAUUCACACAGGAGAGAAGCCGUAUCACUGCUCUGACUGUGGGAAGAAUUUCAGUAAGUCAGGAAACUUUGUUUCACAUCAGCAUAUUCACACUGGAGAGAAACCUCAUCACUGCUCUGACUGUGGGAAGAGUUUCAAUCAGUCAGGAGACCUUAAAACACACCAGCGAAUUCACACCGGAGAGAAACCGUAUCCCUGCUCUGACUGUGGGAAGGGGUUCAGUCACUUGGGAGAUUUUGUAAAACAUCGGCGUGUUCACACAGGAGAGAAACCGUAUCACUGUAGUGAUUGUGGGAAGGGUUUCAGUUCGUCAGGAUACCUUGUUAUACACAAACGUCUUCACACAGGAGAGAAACCGUAUCACUGCUCUGAUUGUGGGAAGGGUUUCAGUCAGCAAGGAAACCUUGAAAGACACCAGCGAACUCACACAGGAGUGAAACCGUAUCACUGCUCUGAUUGUGGGAAGAGUUACAGUAAUUCAAGAUCCCUUGUAAAACACAGGCAAAUUCACACAUGAUAAAGAAUGAAUUGCUGCUCUGACUGGGAAGUUUCUGUAAGUCAGGACACCUUGUAAGACACCAGAGAAUUCAUGUAAGAGAGAAACAAAAAAACCUUGAAAUUUCUGUGAUAACUUUUCAUCCAUUUUGCUCAGAAGAGCCAGCUUCUGUUUCAUUAUAGCAGAGCUGACUAGUGUGGGGGCCUGAGCUGAGUAGACACACUGCCAGAAAUCUUUAAUUAAAUUUGCCCUCAGUUUGAAUAUGAACACCCAUUUUAAAUUUUUACUAAUAUGAAUAAUAAGGGUUUUUAGUAAGUUAUUUUUGUAAUUUAAUUUUCAAAAGAAAAAAAAAAUAAUGACUAUUGUCAGAAUUGCAGUUAUUUAGAGAAUAUACAAUGCAGUUUGUAAACAACCAUUGUUAACAAUAAAUAUUGUACAUAAACUCAUCAGUACUAUACAUACACAAUGAGGUGCCUGUUCCCUGUGUGAACACAUUUUAAAGUAAGCCUGGAGUAUUAUUACUGGACAGUCGGCAUUUAAUAAACUUUUUUUGUAAUGGGCUAGAAUUUAGUUAAUAGUGUAAUUGAUUAGAUUUAUUUAUACUCAAAGAAUAAAUAUUUGGGCAUAAAUUAAUUCUAUGCUUUGCUAUCAUCAACAGUGGUGCCAGUUCUUUCUGUAUUCAUGCAUUACAUUUGAAUGACAGACAUAUACAGUCCUGCUGUCCAUACAGGGAGUUUUUGAGUUUAACAUCCUAAUGCAGAGAAGCUUUCAUGGGGGAGAAAUUAGAUUCAAUUGGGUAGAAAAACUCCUAUAUGUAAACUACUGGACCUAAUAUAUAUCCAAUAUUUCUAAAUUUGUAAUGUCUAUGAUAUGGGAUUUUGAAUUGUCACUGAAAUGCAUCUUUUCUACGUGCAGUAUUUCUAUAUUAACACACACACACACACUUCUUAUUUGUACUGCCUUUCAGUGGCGCAUGCUCAUGUGGUUUGGAAAUCCCACUCACAUGCUGAUAUCGGCUCCAUUUCUGACACCCACCAGGCACUGCAGGAUAGAAUCGAAUGAAUCGCAGAGAAAAUGCAGGGAUUUCUAAAUAGAACACAUAAAAACAUCACCUUUUCAAAUCUACUUCAAUGAAAAGGAAAUGGAAACCUGCUGCAGUGCAUUGAAAUAACUACUGUCAGGAGCUCAGGAGUUACCUGGGAAUCGCAUUAUAACUUGUGCUUCUGUUUUUCAGGUUCUAUUGUAUUUUUCAGUGAUUUAUUUUGAGCUAUUUUCAAGUUUUAUGUAAAUCGUUUUCUUUUCUGGGCUUUUAUUUUUGAUAUACUGUAUGAAAUUAAAGUUUUCGGUUACUUUUCAAAAUGAGUUUUUUUUUUUUUUUUUGUCAAAAGAUGUAUAAUAGGAACUCGACAGUACUUCCAUACUGAAGUUAUACCUUUAUUUCCAUUGUGGUCCUCCACAAUGAAACCCUUAUGGUCACAGGCACAUUCUUCUGGGGUUUUUGUGUAAGCAUUUUUGUACAUUGCCACAAUUCUGUUUGAAAUCUUCCAUCUCUUGAAAUCCCGCUAACAAGCCUCCAUCAUGAUUGUAAUCUUGUUUUAAAUCUUGCAAGCGGAGUCUCCAAUAGAAAUGUAGGAAUGUGCUGUCAGUCAGUAGAUGGGGCGGGUUUAAAGUAUUCAGAACGAAUCAAUGAUAGAUGCAAGUCAGGAAAGCAGGACAUUGCCCAGCAGCACUGGGAAAUGUAUUUAUUAUUAUUUUUGUCGUAGGUUUUAUUUUUUUAAUGGGAAUAGGGUGAAGUCAACAUGAAUUGAUUAACCAUUUCCAGUUUUUCCGGUGCUUUCCAGUGUUUAUUGGCUAUCCACCGAUUUUAAUUUUUUCUUCUUUUUUUUCGUUUUAUCGGGGGUGUUUUAUCGGUUAAAACCGAAAAUCAAAAGCCCUAUUUAUAACUUUAAUAAUAAAACCUGCUGCAAUGCACUGAAAUAACCACUGGCUGGAGCGCUGGAGUCAACUGGAAAUUAUGUAACCAUAAAACUCCCCAUCAUCUAUUUAGACACUUCUAUUUGUUGAAAAUGUUGACAACAAAAUUAAAUUCUUAUAUUUGAAAAAAGAAAACAUGCAUAUUUUGUUUUUAAAUAGAAAAAAUGUGUUGAAAGAAAACUGUCCAAAAAUAAGAAAAAAAAAACAGUGAAUGUGGGUUGAUUGACAGCAAUUGCCAGUUUCAUAUAAUUAAUGAUAUUGACCCGCUCUUAUUUCUAAACAAUUUAGUGGAGGAUUUGUUGGGUAUUUGUCCUUCAACACCAGUAGCCUACAAUAUAAAUAAUAUUAUAAAAAUAUAAAGCUACAGUACUUCUCAAUGAAAUCUCAUUUAUGCCUCAUUUCCAGUUCUGGCACGUCCGGGCCGGACGCGUCCCGCUGCGUCUGUCCCAGCGCCCGUUCAUGAACUUUUUUCAAACCAGGCCAUUGUUGGAAGUUCUUUU